AUGUCAAGUCACGGGGGGACGGACUGUGCUUACGGAUUGUCGGAGGGAUUUGAAGAAGGAAUUUUUAGGAAGCCUCUGAGCUUCCACACAGUUUCGAUACACUGUCGGACCAUUACGGUUCCAAUUUUUUGCUUUUUGAUGGCGUUGAGAGAUUUAUGUCGGGUCAGGUGAUGGGCUUUCAGAGGAAGAUUGUUACGAAAUUGAGUGGAUGACAGUCAAGAAAUAACGAAAUUGAGGAGGAGAAUGAUAAAAGUUGAAGGACCAAUGGCUUUUUGAAAAGAUGGUCCCGGAAAGAUUGGCGAAAAUCAUCAAGAAGAAGAGAAACAGUAUAUUACGCAUGUUCGAGACUUCGUGCAGGAACAAAGAACUGUGGCCUUUUUUCAGAGCGAGAUUUUUGAAAUAUGGAUAUUUUUAGCUUUUGCACGCUCUCGUCAUACUGUCUGACCAUUACGAUUCCACUUUUUUGCAUUUUUGGUGGAUGAAUCAUUGAGGGAUUAAUGUCGUGUCAGGUGAUGGGCUUUUUGGAGGAAAUCGUUACGAAAUCGAGUGGGAUAUUGAUAAAGAUUUUUGGUAGGAGCGGUUCCGGAACUGUAGAGGAAAAAAAAAUCACAAAUUUCGGAUUUUUUGAGAACGACCUUUUCGAGCUCCUAUCCAAAAGAUCUUCAAAAAUAAAACCAUUUAGGGAAAUUUCUGAAGAAGUUGUGUACCAAAAUAUGAAAUUUUUCAAAUAUAACGGGAAGCUGAGGGGCGUGGCCUGUCUGCGCUCUCCACCGACCAGGCACUGUCUCUUUCCUCAUCGUGUCAGGACCCUUUUUUCGAUGGCUCAAGCCAGCCGUGAAUCAGCUCUACUCUAAUCUGUUCAAGUUUGUUUGCUAAAUCGAAGACAGGAGCCUUUUUCAUUGGUAUUUCAGUUAGUUACAGGUUUUCUGUGCCUAUCAAAAGCUUACCACCAGAAGAUGAACCCCCGAUCCUUCCCGAAGAAGUCAAGUACGCCAUCAGGAAGCUGAAGGUCGGAACGGCCGCAGGACCCGACAACAUCUCAUCCGAACUGCUGAAGGCUGGAGGAGACUCGCUGUACCGACUACUUGCCCGGCACUUCUCCAAGUACCUGAGCGAAGCCUCUAUUCCUGAACAAUGGAAAACAUCCAAGACGAUCCUCAUUCCGAAGAAGGGCGACCUCACCGACCUGAACAACUUCAGACCGAUCUCCCUCUUAUCGGUCGUCUACAAGUUGUUCACCAAGGUCAUCGUCAACAGACUAGAGAAGCAACUCGACAACUUCCAACCGUCCCUCGCAGGCUGGCUUCCGACGCAACUACUCUUGCCUCGACCACAUCCACGCCUUGACCCAGGUGGUGGAACGGCACCGGGAGCACCAGAUGCCACUUGCGUUGGCCUUCGUCGACUACUACAAGGCCUUCGACAGCGUGGAGAUCAACGCCGUCUUGAAUGCUCUUGCCUCCGCCGGAGUCGCCACGAAGUACGUCGAGCUGAUCGCCAACAGCAACGAGGGAACGUCCACGACCAUCCAGCUGUUCGACAAGAAGCUUUCGAUCCCCAUCAGGAAAGGUGUUCGCCAGGGAGAUACCAUCUCCCCCAAGUUGUUCUCCACGGCACUAGAAGACGCGAUGCGCCAACUUGGAUGGGACGAAGAGCACGACUGGGAAGACAGUACAGACAUCAGAGGCAUCAACAUCGACGGCAAGGUCCUCACAAACCUCCGCUUCGCCGACGACAUCGUACUCUUCUCAAGCUCCACCACCGAACUGUCCUCCAUGCUGAACGAUCUGGACGAAGUCGGCAAGAAGAUCGGCCUUAAGAUGAACGUCAAGAAGACGCAGUGGAUGAAGAACCGCUUCUGCGACCAAGGCAAAGUCACCCUUGAGGGCCGCGACCUUCAGGAGGUCACAUCCUACAUCUACCUUGGCCGGGAAGUAAACAUGGUGAACGACCUGCAAGCAGAGAUCGGCAGACGCAAACGCGCUGGAUGGGCCGCCUUCAACUCCAUCAAAGAAGUCACCAGUCAGCUGAAAGACCCGAAACUGCGAGCUCACAUCUUCGAAGCGUCGAUAAUCCCUGCCAUCUCCUACGGUACCGAAGUUUGGCCUGACACGAAGAAAAAUGCAACCGCCCUACGAACUUCCUACCGCGCACUGGAACGUGCUCUCAUCGGCACCACUCGCUUUGAGCAGUGGAAAAAAGAACAGAGGAGCACAGACCUCCGUCAACUGUCCCAAAUCCGGGAUCUAGAAGAGCACAUACAACGCGGGAAACAUCGUUGGAGCGGCCACGUCAUCCGCAGACAAGACGACCGCUGGUCCACGAGAUUAACACACUGGAUUCCGAGAAACAUCAAGCGCCCACUCGGGCGCCCACCGACCAGAUGGACGGACUACUUCCGCAAGAACAUCAGUCAGCCAGGCCGCCACUGGAUGACCGUCGCGCAAGACCGAGCCGCCUGGAGAACGUGUGGUCCACGCUGAGAACAUCAGCGAAGAUGGACCAUCAAAGUAUCAAAGUAAAGUAAGUAUCAAAAGCUUAGAACACGUUCUGACAAAACGUUCAUAACUUUUCGAGAAAUUUUCAAAAAAAACUUCUGUGAAAAAAAUAGUUUUUGGAAGAAAAUGGCCAUCGAACGGUUUUAAUCAUGAAAUUUCGAUAUGUACAUCAUAAUCUGUCAAAAAAAUAAUGGCGAAAAACGAUAGCCGCCGAAAGAUUCGAACCUUGAUCAUAGGUUUCGCAGACUAACGCGCCAGCCACUGCACCACGCUCCUAGCUGCCAUGCAAUGACUUGUGCUUCGGACAUACUCCUUCCGAACAGUGUUUAA
Messenger RNA from Caenorhabditis auriculariae, 2828 nucleotides. NCBI's taxonomy places the organism in Eukaryota, Metazoa, Nematoda, Chromadorea, Rhabditida, Rhabditidae. The record is from the annotation of a GenBank genome assembly.